UCAAAUAAGACACAAACAGCCCCUUAGCACCACCAGUUCCUCAUCCUUGCGUGGCUUUAAUUGCUUCCAUCCCGUUAUCAUCCAUUCCCUCCUUAAAACCACGUCCCUCCCGUUCAACCCUCCACCCAGAAUAACACACAAUGGAUAUUUGGUCAUGGAUAUCCGAACUCCCCAACUCGGAUGAAUGGAGCGAGUCAGACUCAUCACCCAAGUUCGAACUGGCGAGUUCGGAACCGGGUGAGGACAAUUCAACUAGCUCUAUUCACCUGAAAGCCGAGAGAACCUCCGGGUCAGACUCAGAAGCAGUGGUGACCUUCACAGUGUGCUUGCAGGGCUUUCAUCCAUUCAAUGCUCAAAAACCUCUUUGGGUCUCCGAAAAAUGCCACCUUUCUUCACAAAACCCGUUCCUCCCUCUGCUACUCCAACUCCUCCAAGAAAUCAUAUCCCUAUCACCCACAGCGCACGAUAGCACUUGCCCCAGGUCCCAACUCCAGAAGCUGAAGCCCGAACCCAUCGCAUGGAUCAUGGACUCUCACACACCUGAAUCCCUCUCAACUUUCUUCAACCUAGUCUUCACCAUGCGCCUCUUCUGGCUCUGCGUGUGCGACGCGCCCAGCGAAGCAGGCUCGCUCUACUUCCACUCACUACUCGCUCCCACGCUCGAAACGACGUCGUCAAGGCUCGCCUCCAUUCUGCGAACCUUCUUUAUAACCGUGGGCGUCGAUACGGAGCUGUGCUUCAUGCGCACCCUCGGUUACAUAAUAGCAAAAUGGUGCAUUAUAAGAGAGCUCGGGGUAGGAUUACAGACACUGGUGCCUUCUACGCCGUGCCGGAAUCCUAAAUUCUCUUACGCGGCGGAGGCUCAUGGUCUUUGGGUUCUGAAAGGCUACGCGCCCGUCAUGACCAUGAAACUGGCGCGAACCAACGGUCAAAAAAGUCAAUUCCCCGGUAUCGAUGCCAAGGAGUCAUUGCUUCGGUACGCUCUAGCUCACCACCAACUUGAGGCACACGUGCAGCUAGAAUACACCGUUGGAUUCUUUGAUGGAUUCAUUCAGGUUAACGCACGUGUGGAUAACAUACGCCUCCACGUGGUGAGGUUAGGUUUCAACCAAAAUGAUGACGUGGAUUUUAUUGAGGAGAAACACUUUCCGUCUAGGAUUCGGGUUUGGGUGGGCCCAGAAAUCGGAGCGGCCUACGUGGCUGGGCUAAGCUUGGGCCGAUCCACGGAGAACAAGGAGGGAGAAGUGGAAAUUCAGAAGAUCGUGAAGGGCAAUUUCGAAAAAUCAGAAAUUGCGAAGGUAAAAGCGUCGGCGAGGACGUCAAGGAGAACGAGGAAUAGGAGUUGGAGAAUGGAUCAAGAAGCGGAAGGGAAUGCGGCGAUAUUCGACGUCGUCUUGUGCGAUAAUAUGACGGGCCAGGAAGUAGGCACAUGGAAGCCCACGAGCCGAGCGGGUGAUGACCCGGUUCAUGGCCUGAGAGGGCGAUAUGUCGGGGCAAAUAGACCGUUUGGUAAAAAUGGGUCGGUGGUUAUUGCAGGGGAUGAAUAUGGCGAGGAAGUAGGGUGGAGGCUUAGCAAAGAGAUGGAAGGGAGUGUGUUGAAGUGGAGGAUAGGAGGUGAAUUUUGGGUUAGCUAUUGGCCCAACCAAGCAAAAGGUUCUUAUUUUGAAACUAGGUGUGUGGAGUGGUGCGAUGAAGUUGAUUUGCCUCUGAUUCGUGGGAAAAUUCCCUAGGCAUUUAAGCACAUAAUUACGUGAAGCCCUUCCACCAAAUGAACCACAAAAAAAGGGGGAGACGUAUGUGUAAAUAUAUAUAUAUAUAUAUAUAUAUCUAAGCUUAGCUACUAGUAAGGUUAUAGUGUAUGGUACUAUGGUUUAUGUAUGUACAAUAGCCAUCGGUGCAUUACUUAAAUAAACGCUUUAACUAUCAUGUCUAGUUUCAUAUGCAUCCGCUCACAAAAAUGCCCAACAAAAU
Molecule: messenger RNA, 1971 nt
Organism: Gastrolobium bilobum
Lineage: Eukaryota; Viridiplantae; Streptophyta; Magnoliopsida; Fabales; Fabaceae
Exons: 1
Coding region: 141-1730 (529 amino acids)
Source: RefSeq, a predicted model, not a curated record